AGUUUACUGAAGAGGUGGUCGUCGAGGACGACGAAGUGGGUUCAAAAUCAAUUUUUUUCAAAUCGACAAUAUACCACUAAAUAUGAUAUUUUUUAAGGAUUUCUAUAGGAAAGGAAAAAACAAAUCGACUUAUAAUGAAAUUUUGGAAAAAUUGAAGGAGGAAUUUUAUGUGAAUUGGGAGAAAAAAACCAGCUCUGAUUCCGUAGGGUUGGAAAAUUAUACGAGGAUAAAAACUUUAGGAACGGGGUCUUUUGGGCACGUGUACCUGGUGCAUAAAAACGGGGGCGACAAAGACGCUUUCUUCGCAAUGAAGUGCAUUUCCAAAGUGAAAAUAAUGAAAUUGAAACAAUUAGAACAUACGCAGUUCGAAAAAAAGAUGUUGUCCUCGAUAAAUUUCCCUUUCAUUGUUCAUAUGCACGCUUGUUACAAAGACAACAGUUACGUUUAUUUCGUCAUGCCUUUUAUCAACGGUGGCGAGAUGUUUACACAUUUAAGAAGGAUGCGCAGAUUCAGCGAAACUCUGUCCAGAUUUUACGCAGCCCAAGUGCUAUUAGCCCUGGAAUAUCUCCAUUAUUGCGACAUCGUUUACAGGGAUUUGAAGCCGGAAAAUAUUCUCAUCGAUAAUAAGGGUUAUUUGAAAAUAGCCGAUUUGGGUUUUUGUAAGAUUGUUAAAGGUCGUACUUGGACGUUGUGCGGUACUCCGGAGUAUAUAGCGCCGGAAAUAAUUCUAAGUAAGGGUUACAGUAAGGCGGUGGAUUGGUGGUCGUUCGGGGUGUUAUUAUUCGAGAUGAACGCUGGUUAUGCCCCAUUCGCUUCGGCGGACGUUAUGAAAAUAUACGAAAAGAUCAUUAUUUGUAAAUACAAAUGUCCAGGAACUUUUACGAACGAUCUACAACAUCUCGUCCAAAACGUGUUGCAACUAGAUUUAAGCAGAAGGUACGGUAAUUUGAAAAACGGCACUCAGGAUUUAAAAAACCACCGUUGGUUCAAAGAUACCGACUUUAUGGCCCUAUACAACAGGCAAGUGGAACCACCGUUUAAACCAGCUCUAAAAUCCAUCAGCGAUACCAGCAAUUUCGAUAAUUACGAUGAAGAGCCACUUAAAAUCAGUGAAAAUAAUCAAUUCAAAGAAGAAUUCGAAAAUUUUUAAUCAAUAAUUUGUAUUAUUCUCAUCGUUGUAAAUAUAAGUAAUUAAAAAUAUAUAUUUAAACGAAA
Molecule: messenger RNA, 1215 nt
Organism: Diorhabda sublineata
Lineage: Eukaryota; Metazoa; Arthropoda; Insecta; Coleoptera; Chrysomelidae
Product: cAMP-dependent protein kinase catalytic subunit alpha-like
Exons: 6
Coding region: 83-1150 (355 amino acids)
Biological process (GO): peptidyl-serine phosphorylation
Cellular component (GO): cAMP-dependent protein kinase complex; nucleus
Molecular function (GO): ATP binding; cAMP-dependent protein kinase activity
Source: RefSeq, a predicted model, not a curated record